AUGUCGAGCAUCUCAAUUGCUGGUAUAGCAAUCCUAGGAUACAUUUCAAGCCUCACCAUAUAUCGUCUCUACCUGAGCCCGCUCGCGAAGUUUCCAGGACCCAAGCUAGCUGCAUUGACGAAAUGGUACGAAGCGUACUACGAAAUUGUCCUGAAUGGGAAGUUCAGCUUCCAUAUUGAGGACUUGCAUCGCAAAUACGGGCCUAUCGUUCGCAUCACUCCUUUCGAGAUACACAUACAGGAUCCUUCAUCUUGGGAGUCACUCUACGUGAAGCACAACAAGUCAUCCAAAUAUGAGUGGACAGCGGGUCGUUUUGGGAACGAAAGUUCUGUCUUUACGACGUCAGAUCCCACGCUGCACCGCAUACGUCGAGGUGCACUGAAUAAUAUGUUCUCUCGCCGCGCCAUACUCAACUUCGAGCCAGUUGUGUCGAGAUACGUCGACAUUUUCUGCAAUGGUCUAGAAAAGUUUCGUCAGACUGGCAGCAUCUGCAAUAUGACAGAGGCCUUCUCGGCGUUUGCAGGCGAUGUCGUGACUGACUACUGCUUCGGCUUCAGUUACGAACAUCUAGCAAUUGAGGGCUUCACACACUCUUUCCACGAUGCGUUCAUGGCAGUAUCAGCCUUUGGACAUGUGGCUUUACAAUUUCCUUGGGUGCAUCCUCUCCUUAAUAGCCUGCCAGAUAGCUGGAAUGCGGCAAUGAAUCCUCCCUUGGCUGAGCUGCUUGGACUGCAAAAGGAUCUCCGAGCCAAGAUUGCUCAGGUGAAGGAGGAUACAGCGAGAAAUGAGAAGAUGCCCGAACAUCCAACCAUCUUCCAUACGCUACUCAAUGAUAAGAGCUUGCCAGACUCCGAGAAGACGAAUUUGCGCUUUGCAGAAGAAGCUCAGCUACUACUUGGCGCUGGAAUUGAGACAACGUCGUGGAGUCUCUGCCAGACCUUUUUCUACGUGCUGUCGCAACCAGACGUUCUGUCGAAGCUCAAGGCCGAACUCUACGAAGCGAUACCGAACGCAGCUCAACUGGACGCCUUUGACUACACCAAGCUUGAGACCCUUCCGUACCUGCGAGGCUGCAUCAAAGAAGGAAUUCGUCUUUCACUCAGCGUGUCGGCACGAAACCCUCGAGUGCUUACCGAGCCAUUUGUCUGGCGAGACCAUACGACUGGCCGAGAUUGGGUCGUUCCAGCUGGCACGCCCAUUAGCAUGACGAUUGCCGAUGUGCACUUGAAUAAUGACUACUUUCCUGAAGCCGACAAGUUUAAGCCCGAGAGAUGGCUUGGUGAUUCACCAAAGGCACCUGAUGGCUCGCCGUUGGAAAGGUACUUCGUGGCAUUCGGCAAAGGGCCCAGAAGCUGUUUGGGGAUCAACCUCGCUUGGAUGGAGCUUUUCAAGGUCGUCGGCACGAUCAUGCGCAAGUUCCAGCUGGAGCUCUACGAGACCGAUAUCACGGAUGUGUUAUUGGAACAUGACUUCUUCCUGCCAAGCCCGAGACUGGACUCAAAGGGUAUCAGGGUAAAGGUAGUUGGUAUAGAAAGCUGA
Molecule: messenger RNA, 1539 nt
Organism: Pseudocercospora fijiensis CIRAD86
Lineage: Eukaryota; Fungi; Ascomycota; Dothideomycetes; Mycosphaerellales; Mycosphaerellaceae
Exons: 6
Coding region: 1-1539 (512 amino acids)
Molecular function (GO): monooxygenase activity; iron ion binding; oxidoreductase activity, acting on paired donors, with incorporation or reduction of molecular oxygen
Source: RefSeq, a predicted model, not a curated record